AAUCGAACUGCACCAAUCCGCAAGGGUCUAUCCUAUCGACCCCCUCGUCCCCUUUUACCAGUCCCAUAAUCUCCCACGAAAUGGACUAUCUAUAUCGCCCAUCACGGCUGCAACAUAUAUGUAUGUCUCACUAUCAACCCCUCAUACAGUCAUCCCACAUCCCCGUAAGACACUCCUCUCAAUCAAUGACAAACUCAUGGUGUCACUUCGGCCCGUCCGCCUCCCCCAGAAUGAGACAUGUCUGUACUAUUGUGGGUCUCAUAUGCGCCGAUCGAUUUCCCUCACCCAUAAGAAGCGAAUCCACUAACUGGAAUUCCUGCAAUCACCGUUGCCAUUUCUCCGAUGUCUGCCAGGGGCACCCACAUGGCCUCCAGCCACAGCCAAUAAACAGGCCUUUCAACCCUCGCCGUGUUAAAUUUAGGUCCCUUUAUUGCCAUCCGGGGGGGACCCUGAAUUUUAGACUAAAGCAAUCAUCUCCCAAUAGAAGCUUCCAUCGGACCAAUCGCCCUUUCUGGGGGGCGAUGACAGCAUACCUGCUGUACUGGGUAAGUAGGGACUGCCUGUGGGUUGAGACAUUGUAUAUUGGCAGCUGUAAAGCGGCCGUUACUAAUUAUGGUGCUGGCCGAGCGAGAUGAAAGGUAUAAAAGGUAGCUUGAUGUCCUCGAUAAUCAGACCUUCAUCAUCACAACGAGCCUCUGACAUCCUUCAAAUCCAACCAACAACAAACCAACUCUACUCAAAUCUAUAUCAAACCAUCCUUCAAGAUGCAGCUCAAGAACCUGAUCUUCGCCGCCGCUACUGCCGCCGCUCUCCCGGCCACCGACGCUGCCACCAAUCAGCCCUUCGGCGUCAUCUCCAUCCACUCCGGCAGCGGCGUUCAGUAUGCCCCCUUCAACGCCGCCCUCGGCAGCAUCUUCGCCGGCCUGAAGAGCCAGAACGCCAGCUGCUCCAACCCCCAGGACCAGACCGCCACCUUCGUCCUCGACAACGGUGCUCUCUACCUGUACGACCAGUCUGCGACUCCCCAGGAGCUCUACGUUGACCGCUCCGGCAUGGGUAUGUUUAUCCUCU
Molecule: messenger RNA, 1071 nt
Organism: Aspergillus eucalypticola CBS 122712
Lineage: Eukaryota; Fungi; Ascomycota; Eurotiomycetes; Eurotiales; Aspergillaceae
Exons: 1
Coding region: 81-635 (184 amino acids)
Source: RefSeq, a predicted model, not a curated record